AUGGAAAGUUCUAUGGCUUUGCUCUCAGGAGAGAGCCCCCCAAUUCCUAACUAUACCUGCAGGCCUGAGAAGACUGACAAGCUGGUUGCAGUGAUAGGAGGCAUUUCAACAUCAAUAUCCACUCAGAUCUCCCGAGUUUUAAGUCUCUACAAUAUUCCACAGAUCAGUUAUGCUCCUUUUGACCACAGUCUUGGGACCAAUGUCCAGCUCCAGUCUCCUUACCAGUUUCCAGUGCACANCGCAGCUCUGUAUCAGGGAAUUAUUCAACUGCUGCUAUACUUCACUUGGGUCUGGGUUGGCCUGGUGGUUCCAGAUAUGAGGGGAGAACUCUUCCUUACAGACAUCACAGAGGAGAUGACAAAUCAUGGACUUUGUAUUGCAUUUGCAGAAAAGGUUAAAGAAUUUUCUGCUACAAAAUCAGUAAACCGGAAAGAUUUUAUGGAAAGAGUCACAUUGACACAUGUUAUUGUUGCAUUUGGUGACACUCAUGAUUUUCUGAUUAGUGUCUAUCUCAGAAUUUACUAUGCUCCUUUUGGUAAUGUCUGGAUCACAACUUCUGAUUGGUAUAUCACAUUACCUAUUGAACAAAAUCGUAUUUAUAGACACUUUGGUGGAGGAUUAUUAUUUUUGUUUCACAUGGAUGAAAUUCUGGGAUUCAAGGAUUUUCUCAGAAGUGUUCAACCUAGAAAAUACCCUCAUGAUACCUUUAUCCAGGAUGUGUGGUCCAUCUUAUUUGAAUGCCCAUAUUUUGAUAAGGAUGGAGUCAGGGAACAAAGUCUAUGUGAGCCAAAUGGCAGCCUGAGCACACGACNUCUGCAUGCUUGGGAUAUNAAUACCUCACCCUCGAGCUACAAAGUCCAUGCUGCUGUGUAUGCCAUUGCCCAGGCACUCCAUGAAGAGCUGUCACUCAGAGUGGAAGGAGACUCACUGGAUAAAAGUGUACUCCGGGCUCCUUUGCCAUGGAAG
Molecule: messenger RNA, 966 nt
Organism: Mus caroli (Ryukyu mouse)
Lineage: Eukaryota; Metazoa; Chordata; Mammalia; Rodentia; Muridae
Source: RefSeq, a predicted model, not a curated record